Molecule: messenger RNA, 2324 nt
Organism: Helianthus annuus (common sunflower)
Lineage: Eukaryota; Viridiplantae; Streptophyta; Magnoliopsida; Asterales; Asteraceae
Product: protein MAIN-LIKE 2
Exons: 6
Coding region: 294-2141 (615 amino acids)
Biological process (GO): meristem development; meristem maintenance
Source: RefSeq, a predicted model, not a curated record
AUUCAUCAAACUGCAGACAUCUAUCUUUUCUCACCGUCGUCUCACAGUGGCGUCCCGUCGUUGCACACACUUUCCGGCGAAUUUUCACCGCCAAUUCCUCAUAUUCCGGCGAACAAUCGCCACCGGCGGCUGAUUCUUCCUCAAUCAUCAUCAAUUUCUCCCUCUAGAGACUCAAUUUCAUACAUUAACCCCCAAAAUCCCCUAAUUUACAGUGAGUGUUUUCUGUUAUCAAUGUCAAUGUAGCAGAGAGCCAGAUAUUCCGAUUUACAGUGAUUCGUAUAUUAUCAGAGACCAUGGACUUUUAUGCAACCAAUCCUGGACCUAUCGAUGAUUCUGUAUUGUAUGAUCAAGAAAAGCAUGUUUCAUCAGCAAUUUGGGAGGGUCAGGAGCGUGGUGCACUAAGAUGUCACGAGCACACAUCAAAGCUCGAUCAAUGGGCACUCACAUCAAAACAAAUCGAACUAGUAAAACGAGCAGGAUUCGGCUACUUACGAUUAAUCCCCGCAAUCAGUCUCGACAAUCCACUCAUAUCCGCUCUUGUCGAAAGAUGGAGGAGAGAAACAAAUACAUUUCAUUUUACCGUAGGAGAGAUGUCAAUAACUCUCGAAGACGUCGGUUACCUUCUCGGGCUCCCAAUUGACGGUGAGCCUGUCAUAGGCGUAACUUACACCACAUGUGAUGCUGUUUGUAUGAAGUUUUUAGGCCGAAUCCCUGACUCUGGGUCAACAAGUGGUGGGAUGGUCAAACUUAGUUGGUUAAAAGAGACGUUUUCUCGGUGUCCUUUUGAUGCCCCAAUUGAGGAAAUUGAACGACAUACACGUGCGUAUCUUUUAUAUCUUGUUGGUAGCACGGUUUUUUCGACCACUACCGGUAAUAAGGUCCCGGUUAUGUAUCUUCCUCUGUUUGAGAACUUUGAUCGGGCUGGGAGGUAUGCGUGGGGAGCUGCAGCGUUGUCGUUUUUAUAUAGAGCACUUGGUAAUGCUUCUCUUAGAUCCCAAAGCACCAUUAGUGGCAGUUUGACUCUUUUACAGUGCUGGAGUUACUUUCGGCUGAAUAUUGGCCGGCCGAGGCUUAAUCAUGAUCCGAUCCAUGAUCGCUUUCCGUUUGUAUUUAGAUGGAAAGGGAAACAUACUGGUCCCUCAACCAACCGGGAUGUAACCUUUUAUCGUAAAGCAUUGGACUCUUUAAAGCCCUCUGAAGUUGAGUGGUGUCCGUACAGAAACAUUAGUGAUGCGCUGUUACCAGAAGAUAUACGGGAUAAUCUUAUUCUCGGAAGAUCAAACACAAUGUUAAUAUGCUUCGACAAGGCUGAACGGCACCUGCCAGAUCGUUGCCUGCGGCAAUUUGGCUUGCGACAACCUAUUCCUCUUGAUGUCCAACAAUGGGAAAGAAAGAGCCGUGGAGUUGAUGGCGGGGUUGACUUAUCUGGGAAAAUGGAAACCGAACUUAGUGAAUGGUCAGAUCGUCAUCUCCGUGUCGUUGAUGUUGAUGAUGAUGUUGAAGAAAGUCAAUACUUGCAUUGGUUCUUGAAAAUCACCCGCAAGUUGGUUGGAAGACCCGUUCCCAUCUCUUCUGAGUUUCAAAGAAUGAAUGCUGCCUUGAGGGACAUAGCAAAUGUAGCAGACAUGUUGUCGACACACGGGAUGGAUGAUCAGCAAAUGCACGCCGUGACUAGAAUCCGGUUUCUCGCCCAUGAAUGUUUGAGAGACCAAAUCGGAAGCAUGAUGAUUGCUGACGUAACCGAUUCCGACCUAAAUGAAGUCGAGAAAAAAAUACGAGGGAAAGAGCGGAUAAGAAGAAAAGGCACGGGUGUGAAACGUCGGCGAAAAGACGACGUGGGAUCACACUUUCAGAAUCAUUCAGUAUCCAGUCAGCAACAGUUUUGUAUAGCUACACCGAUUGAUAUGCUGGACCCCACUGCAUCCAUGUGUCACGUUGAAAACGAUGACAUGGACAUGUGUGCGGAUGAUUCUCAGUUAUGUUACAUGCCCGGUAAACUGGAUGAAUCAACGCAGCUUUCUGAUGCUGCAAAUGAUAUAGAUGACUCGAGUUUCUGUAGAACGGUUGAAGAAAUGGAUCAUAAUUUACUCUCUGAAAAUGGUGACAUUGGUCAGCAAAAUGAUUAUAGUGUUUUGGUUUAGAAGAUGAAGGUUAAACGAUUUGUUUGAUGUUUUAACGUUUACAACCUUUCAAGAUCUGUAUGACAUCAUGGUUAGCAUUGUUCACAGAAAGAGGUACACAACUACAUUUCAAAACUAAAAUUGGUAUCAAUUUGUUUAAAAUAUUUAUACCAUAAUGUUUAUAUCGAUAGCUUAUGUGUUCAA